Molecule: messenger RNA, 2403 nt
Organism: Aspergillus ruber CBS 135680
Lineage: Eukaryota; Fungi; Ascomycota; Eurotiomycetes; Eurotiales; Aspergillaceae
Product: aconitate hydratase ACO2
Exons: 2
Coding region: 1-2403 (800 amino acids)
Biological process (GO): tricarboxylic acid cycle
Cellular component (GO): mitochondrion; cytosol
Molecular function (GO): aconitate hydratase activity; 4 iron, 4 sulfur cluster binding
Source: RefSeq, a predicted model, not a curated record
AUGGUGAGGCAGCUUGUCUGGCAGCGGGCCACCGCCUCUCGGAGGCUGGCACCAUGCCUAUCGCCACAACGAAUGUUCAACCGUCGCGGCCUGGCCACAGAGGCCUCGUCGUUGCGUAUGCCCCCCUACGAGAAGACCGUCCAGAGACUCGAAGAAGUUCGCCGGGUGCUGGGCUCCUCGCGCCCCCUCACCCUCGCCGAGAAGAUCCUCUACGCCCACCUCGACAACCCCGAGGACUCCUUGAUGACCGGCACGAACAACGGCCGCGAUAUCCGUGGAAAUGCGAACCUGAAGCUCAAACCGGACCGUGUGGCGAUGCAGGAUGCGUCUGCGCAGAUGGCGUUGCUGCAGUUCAUGUCGUGUGGUUUGCCCUCGACCGCUGUGCCUGCUAGUAUCCAUUGUGACCAUAUGAUUGUUGGGGAGCGGGGUGCGGAUACGGACUUGCCUGCGUCGAUCAAGGGGAACGCGGAGGUUUUUGAUUUCUUGGAGAGUGCGGCGAAGAGAUAUGGCAUUGAGUUCUGGCCGCCUGGUGCCGGUAUUAUCCACCAGAGCGUGCUUGAGAACUAUGCUGCGCCUGGAUUGAUGAUGUUGGGUACGGACAGUCACACUCCUAACGCUGGUGGUCUUGGUGCUAUUGCCAUUGGAGUUGGUGGCGCUGAUGCCGUCGACGCCUUGGUCGAUGCUCCUUGGGAGUUGAAGGCACCCAAGAUUCUGGGUGUACGUCUGGAGGGCAAGUUGAACGGCUGGGCCAGCCCUAAGGAUAUCAUUCUUCACCUGGCUGGUAAGCUCACCGUCCGUGGUGGUACUGGAUUCGUCAUUGAGUACCACGGUCCUGGUGUCGAGACUCUCAGCUGCACUGGUAUGGCUACCAUCUGUAACAUGGGUGCUGAGAUGGGUGCUACCACCUCUCUUUUCCCCUUCUCCCCCAGCAUGGUGCCAUACCUGCAGGCCACUCACCGUGGCAAUGUGGCUGAGGCGGCCUCCAAGAUCGCUGCUUCAGGACCUGGUCACCUGUUGCGUGCUGAUGGCCAGGCUGAGUAUGACCAGCUGAUCACCAUCGACUUGUCGACCCUUGAGCCCCACAUCAAUGGACCCUUCACCCCUGAUCUGUCAGUGCCUGUGUCCAAGUUCGCGGAUCAGGUGCGCGAGAAGCAGUGGCCCCAGACUUUCGGUGCUGGUCUGAUUGGUAGCUGCACCAACAGUUCGUAUGAGGACAUGACCCGUGCAGAGGACCUGGUUAAGCAGGCCGCUGCUGCUGGUCUCCAGCCCAAGGCCGAUUUCUUCAUCACCCCCGGUAGUGAGCAGAUCCGUGCCACUCUGGACCGGGACCAGACCCUUAACACCUUCUCGGAGGCUGGCGGUAAGGUUCUCGCCAACGCCUGUGGACCCUGUAUUGGACAGUGGAAGCGGACAGACGGUGUUGGCAAGGGUGAAGACAAUGCCAUCUUCACCUCGUACAACCGUAACUUCCCGGGCCGUAACGAUGGUAACCGUCGCACCAUGAACUUCAUCGCCUCACCGGAGCUCGUCACUGCUUUGGCCUACUCGGGCAGCACGACCUUUAACCCUAUGAAGGACUCCCUCAAGACCCCUAGCGGAGAGGAGUUCCAGUUCCACCCGCCUACUGGGUCGCAACUCCCCGAUGAGGGCUUCGCUGACGGCAACCCAUCCUUUAAGCCGACCGCGGCCGUCCCUGACGCCUCGUGCGAUGUUGUGGUCUCGCCGACAUCUGACCGUCUGGCUCUCCUGGAGCCUUUCGACCCCUUCCCCGCCGGUGACCUCUCCGGCUUGAAGGUCCUGUACAAGGUCAAGGGCCAAUGCACGACCGACACCAUCUCCGCUGCUGGUCCCUGGUUGAAAUACAAGGGCCACCUGCCCAACAUCUCCGCCAACACCCUCAUCGGCGCUGUCAACGCCGCCACCGGCGAGACCAACGUCGCCUACGAUGACGCCGGUAAGCAGCACGGCAUCCCCGAGCUGGCUGAGCAAUGGAAGGACCAGGGCAUCCCCUGGUUGGUUGUCGCUGAGGAUAACUACGGUGAGGGUAGUGCGCGUGAACAUGCCGCCCUACAACCGCGUUACCUCGGUGGCCGGAUCAUUGUGGCCAAAAGCUUUGCCCGUAUCCAUGAGACCAACCUGAAGAAACAGGGCCUGGUCCCCUUAACGUUUGCGGAUAAGGCGGACUACGAUAAAAUCGAUGCAUGCGACAUCGUGGACACUGUUGGAUUAUACGAUGUCCUAAAGGCUGGUGGCCAGGGCUCGAUUCAGAUAAAGGUGACCAAGAAGUCUGGAGAGACGGUGCUGAUCCCCGUCAACCACACAUUGAGUAAGGACCAAUGUGGAUUCGUCUUGGCGGGAAGUGCAUUGAACCUGCUGGCCAAGAAGGCUGGUGGCAAGGCAUGA